Molecule: messenger RNA, 432 nt
Organism: Morchella importuna
Lineage: Eukaryota; Fungi; Ascomycota; Pezizomycetes; Pezizales; Morchellaceae
Exons: 1
Coding region: 1-432 (143 amino acids)
Source: RefSeq, a predicted model, not a curated record
AUGCUCCUCCGUCGGAGAUCUAGGAAAGGCCAAAGUGGAAACGGCACCGCGGAGGAGAUGAGAGUGACUACGCCGAUUUCUGUCGAUCAGGCGCCUACCAUUCCCACAGCAGUCAGAACACCUGUGAACCCAUCAAAUAUACAAAAGUCUACUAGAGGCAGCGCAUCUCGGCAAUUGGGAGCAUCGCCUGUUACAGCAUCGCCGGCAACAACUUCAUCGAUUACAGCAUCACCACCAGUCACGGAUUCACCUAUCACGCCUUUUGUUGAAGCUCAGACCCCAGAGGCGCUCUCAAAAGCGAGGAAAGAACAUAAACAGGCGCUGAGAAUGAAGUUAAAAGCUACAAGAGAAAAGGUUGAGGGAAUACGGCGAGAGAACGGUGUUCUGGAAGGGCUUCUCAUAGCAGACCGCACUGACGGGACGAGAGGCUAA